GGUGCGGAAAUCCGGCUGAUAUGCCGCUAAAUAAAAAAUUCUGCUCUCAUUGAGAUUUUAUCAAAUGUGGCUAGAUUUUUUAAUUCAAACGCCAACCAUAAUCCGAUUGUACGGUGUACUUUGAAACGUAAUUGCAAAGUGCGUUUCAUGUGUUUGUAAAUCGGCAGUGAUGACAUAUCGUAAACGUCAACUUGAAAAUUGCAUUUUCGUGCAACUCAAGCAAACAAAUCAUCCCAGAGCUUCAGCACAGUGGUCUUCGUGAAAGCAACAAAAAAAAACACUUUGUUACAAGAAUCAUCAUAAACACAACAAUUCCAACACAAUGUUCAACAAUAACUAAACAUUUUUAAUUAGAAGUAACUUCUCGUUUGAAAAUAUUCGCUUUAAGAUUGAACUUUGUCGGAACUUAUUGUUUACUCCCCAAAGUGCGAAUAGAUUAGUCACCAUUGUCUAUUCUCUGGUUUGAUAAAAAAAAAAUCCAACAUCAAAAUGACUUUGCCUGAGUUUUUCGGUUGUGCUUUCCUUGCUUUUGGGCCAGCGCUGGCAAUGUUCACCAUGACCAUUGCACAAGAUCCAAUUCGAAUUAUCAUUCUGGUUGCGGCCGCAUUUGUAUGGCUUUGUUCACUUUUGCUCUCAUCACUCGUCUGGUUCAUAUUCGUACCGCUUCGAAAUGUCACAAUCUUUGGAAUGAUCAUCUCCAUUCUCAUUCAGGAGAUGUUUCGAUACGGCAUUUAUCGCGGAAUACGUGAAUGUGAAAAUGGGCUGCAACUGGUGUCGGAUAACUCGCGCAUCGUUGAGAACAAACACAUUUUGGCCUAUGUAUCUGGCUUGGGAUUCGGCAUUAUGAGCGGAGCAUUUGCAUUAGUUAACAUUUUGGCUGACUCAGUCGGUCCAGCAACGGUUGGUCUACUGGGAGGACAUCAAUAUUUUCUCCUCACCAGUUCGGCACAGGCCCUGUGUAUGAUUCUAUUGCACACAUUCUGGAGUGUGAUUUUCUUCAAUGCAGUCGACACACAAUCACGAUUGCAUAUCGGUUAUGUUGUAGUCAGCCAUUUGAUUGUAUCCUGUUUAACGCUACUGAACCGCCUCGAAAUGUAUUCGCUUACAUUGACCUCAAGCUAUUUGAUUACAGUGGCGACGGCCAUCAUCGCAUUCAGAGUCGUGGGCGGUUCGAAAGAGUCAUUCAAACGCUUCGUCACAUGUAAAUAACAGCAACAACGCUCUUCUAUAUAAGGCCAACAGAUCAGUACAACAUGUUUUCAAACUCUGUCGUCCGCGUGCUAUUCAAACUACUUUUUUUUAGCUUUGUUCAUGAAAGAUAUUUCUUUGGGGGAGUAUAAUCAAUUUGGAUUAUUACCCAUUCUGAAGAUGUUACAAACAUUCGAAUUUUACGAUGAAUGUACACGAUAAUCUUUUAAUUUUUAAAUCGUAGUAGCUGUAUAAAUAUUGUACGAUUAAGUCAUGUAUUUUCGAUAUAUAAAUUGCGGUUUUUUAUGCAAAAUCGUUUAAGUAACAAAAUAAAAAGAAAUUAUUAUUAUCGUUGUGAAUAAACUUCAACGCA
Messenger RNA from Sitodiplosis mosellana (orange wheat blossom midge), 1561 nucleotides. RefSeq names its product gamma-secretase subunit Aph-1 (gene aph-1). Bases 490 to 1209 code for a protein of 239 amino acids. Gene Ontology annotation, molecular function: protein-macromolecule adaptor activity. Gene Ontology annotation, biological process: Notch receptor processing; Notch signaling pathway; positive regulation of catalytic activity. The transcript has 3 exons. Gene Ontology annotation, cellular component: gamma-secretase complex; membrane; endoplasmic reticulum. Lineage: Eukaryota; Metazoa; Arthropoda; Insecta; Diptera; Cecidomyiidae. The record is from RefSeq and is a predicted model, not a curated record.